Molecule: messenger RNA, 3264 nt
Organism: Daktulosphaira vitifoliae (grape phylloxera)
Lineage: Eukaryota; Metazoa; Arthropoda; Insecta; Hemiptera; Phylloxeridae
Product: glutamate receptor ionotropic, kainate 2-like
Exons: 16
Coding region: 318-3041 (907 amino acids)
Biological process (GO): monoatomic ion transport
Cellular component (GO): postsynaptic membrane; plasma membrane
Molecular function (GO): glutamate-gated receptor activity
Source: RefSeq, a predicted model, not a curated record
AAGCGAACCGCCAGUCUGCGUCCGGUGUGUUCGCCACGCUGAUCGUCGUUGCGUGUGGGGUUGGCGUGUGGUUUCGUUUUUUGCCACCGGUAUAUUUUUAUCGUCGAUUAAAGUGAACGGGUUGAAAAUAAUUCUGGCGUUAAAGAAUUAUUAUGUUGUUUCAUUGUAACUGUUAUACGAAGUAUUAGAAAAUUAAAUUUUUAUUUUUGUGAGUAACCGUACACAGGUUCGCCUAUGUGCUGUUAGUUAUAUUGAAACCAUUAUGUAACACCGCGAAAAUUCUUCGUGAUGUGCAAUCGCUGUCUAUCAACUGCACUAUGUUAGCGGGUGGACCUGGUUGGUUAGUAUUCUUUAUCGUUUGGUUGUGGAAGAUAGAUGACUCGUUGACAGCUAUGCCAUCGGUCAUACGAAUAGGAGCGCUAUUUACUCAAGAAGAUAAAGACAGUACCACUGAAGUUGCUUUCAAGUAUGCCGUGUAUAGAAUAAAUAAAGACAAACUAAUACUUCCAAAUACUACAUUGGUAUACGACAUAGAAUACGUCUCAUCACAAGAUAGCUUUAAAGCAUCAAAGAAAGUUUGUCAGCUACUAGAAAACGGUGUACACGUGAUAUUUGGUCCGUCCGACAGUCAUUUGGCUGGUCAUAUGGUGUCCAUUUGUGAGUCGGUUAGCAUGCCAUUGCUGUUGACCAUCGCUGACCGGAGUACUGAUAUUUCCAGACGACAUUUUGUUACUGAUAUGUUCCCAGUACGAGGACAACUGGGCCAAGCGUACAGAGACCUAAUUGAAUUUCUCAAUUGGACGAAAAUUGCAAUUGUAUACGACAACGAAGACGGUUUAUUGCUGAUACAAAAUCUUAUGAGAAUUUCAAAAGCCGACUUUUAUAUAAGACAAGUAGACGAGAACACACACAGACAAGUGCUCAAAGAGAUAAAAGACAAACACAUUUUUAACAUUAUUGUUGACGUUCAUUCGAAAAACAUCAACGCAUUUUUUAGAUCAAUUCUUCAACUUCAAAUGAAUGAUUAUCGAUACCAUUUUCUUUUUACUACAUUUGACCUUGAAACAUUUGAUUUAGAGGAUUUUAAAUAUAACUUGGUGAACAUAACUUCAUAUCGCAUAGUAGACGAUGAAAACCAAAAAGUCGCCAUUAUACUACGUGAGAUGGAAAAGUUUCAGAAAAUUGGCCAAAACAUAUUACAUAAAAAUGGUGUUAUACAAGCUGAACCCGCUUUAAUGUACGAUGCAGUUAAUGUAUUUGCCCAUAGUAUAGGAUCAAUAGAUUCAAUAGGUCAUUUUCAAUUGGAAAAUAUCUCAUGUAAAUCAGCGAAUCGUUGGACUAAUGGAACUUUUCUCUACGACAAGCUAAAUGCGGUAGCGAUUGAAGGAUUAACGGGCAGAAUACAUUUUGAAGAAGGUAAACGAUCUAACAUAAAACUAGAUCUACUGAAACUUCACCAAGAAAAGAUUAAGAAAGUAGGCUUUUGGACUCCUUCGACUGGUAUUAACAUCACAAAACAUUCCGUAUUUUACGGUCAACAAAGUUCAAAUGUGACACUCAUCGUUGUUACUCGUAUAGAAAAACCAUAUGUAAUGAUCAAAGAAGAUAAAAACUUGACAGGAAAUUCAAAAUACGAGGGUUUUUGUAUAGAUUUGCUUCAGAGAAUUGCUUCUCAAGUUGGAUUUCAAUACGCUAUUACAUUAGUUCCUGAUAAUAAAUAUGGUGCAUACGAUCCCACGACUAAACAGUGGAAUGGCAUAGUGCGGGAGCUUAUAGACAAGAAAGCUGAUUUAGCGUUGGCAUCGAUGACAAUCAACUAUGCUCGAGAAAGUGUUGUAGAUUUCACUAAACCAUUUAUGAAUACAGGAAUUGGUAUUUUAUUUAAGAUCCCAACCAAUGAACCGUCUAAACUGUUUGCUUUUUUAAAUCCUCUGGCAAAUAGUGUUUGGGGUUUUAUGGUCCUAGCAUACUUGGUAGUCAGUUUAUCAAUGUUCUUUUUGGCAAGAUUUUCACCAUAUGAAUGGCGACCUCAUUCCGAGGAAAUACAUCAGGAGAAACGCUUUACCCUUUCAAAUUGUUUUUGGUUCGUUGCAGGCGUUUCGUUGAGAAAAGAUACUGGAAUCAUGCCUAAGGCUACUUCUGCGAGAAUUCUAGGAGGUAUGUGGUGGUUUUUUACUAUUAUCAUCAUACCAUCGUACACAGCUAAUUUAACUGCCUUACGAACGGUUGAACGUCUUCAAAAGCCUAUACAAAAUGUAGCAGAGUUGUCAUCCCAAGAAAAAAUCGCAUAUGGUACUCUUCAUAGUGGAUCAACAAUGUCAUUCUUCAGAGAUUCUAAAAUACCAGUAUAUCAAAAAAUGUGGAAGUUUAUGGAAAAACAUCAAUCAGUAUUCGUAUCUUCAUAUGAUGAAGGAACUAAAAAAGUACUUGAAGGGAAUUAUGCCUUUUUGAUGGAGUCAACAAUGAUAGACUAUGCAGUACAGAGAGACUGCAACUUAACACAAAUAAGUGGUUUACUAGAUUCUAAAGGAUAUGGUAUAGCAACUCCAAAGGGUUCUGUAUGGCGUGAUAAACUGUCACUAGCCAUACUAGAGCUUCAAGAAAGAGGUGUUAUCCAAAUGCUGUAUGACAAAUGGUGGAAAAAUGCCGCUGAUAUUUGUAUUAAAGAUGAAAAAGUCAAAGAGUUUAAACCUAAACCAUUAGAUCUUAAUGAUUUAGGAGGUAUUUUCGUGUUAGUUUUGUGUGGAUUAACUGUUGCUGUUAUUGUGGCUAUAAUAGAAUUUUGUUGGCAUUCAAAGAAUAAAUCAAAAGACCAACAACAGUCAGUAUGUACUGAAAUGGCUCAAGAACUUAGGUAUGCAAUACGAUGUGAUGGAACUAAACACAAAGCAACAUUAAAACGAUCAUGCAAUGGUUGCUCACCAAUUACAACAUAUGUACCUGCACCAAUGCAGCUAAACCAUGUUACCAGUCAUUUAGACAACGUCCCUAUGAUCGAGCUUCAAAGGCCGGCAAUAAAUAUUGACCACGAAGACAAAUAACAUUUGUCUCCCGAUUCGCCACCAUUACACCCGGCGAGUCGGAGUCCUUUUAAAAAUGUUCAAUUUCGAUUUCAUUGAAUAUUUGUUGAAAAAUUAAACGGAUCAACUGUCCAAUAUUUAAGACUAUUUUAUGUUACGUUAAAACCGUUCUUUUAUUUUACUUGAAAAUUUUGUUAUUAAUUAAAGAUAUAUAAUAUAUUAUGUAAAUAAAAUAUUGUUACAA